AAACUUUUUUUAAAAAAAUUGUUCAAUUUAUUGUUCAUUUCUAUGCCCUCUCAUGUCUUUCAUCCGAGACGAGUGCUUCGCGCGAUCUAGAUUCGACUCUGCAAGAAACAUUGAAGGGAUAUUGAAUUGAUUAAUAUAUUUAAAUCAUUGAGAAGAUUCUAUGGUAUUUAAUAGCGGUUGGUCACCAGUCAAGAAUAAAAGCCAAUAGAGUGCAAACAUCUAUAAGAGGAGAAAACUUACUAUGUUAAAAAUAUUAUGUGUUUUACUAAAAGUAUUUAUGCUAAUGAGGACGGCUCUCACGUCCUCUUCGAAAGAUCAGGAAGAUUGUAUAACUCAGGAUAACCCAUCCUUCAGAUUCAUCGAUGUCCAUGAGUACGUGUCAUCAAAUAUCGGAUCUGUUCAGUAUUAUUUUGAAAACGACACUGUGAGAAAAAGAAAUGAAGUCGGAGAAAUUACACCAUCUUCAGAAAGCAUUCCAAGCGAGCCAACAUUUCCUAGAGCAUUUGUGGAAUUUAACGACAGACUAAAUCAGAAAGACAUUUUGUGA
Messenger RNA from Nylanderia fulva, 547 nucleotides. The record is from RefSeq and is a predicted model, not a curated record. NCBI's taxonomy places the organism in Eukaryota, Metazoa, Arthropoda, Insecta, Hymenoptera, Formicidae.